CUAAGUAUCACAGAAGAGUUUUGUUCGCCUGUCAUCCUGUUUACAAUGUGCUUGAACUCAAAACUUAAGAUACUACUAUAAACGAGAUAAGCAUUACUACGAAGUGUAUUGAGUCUACAGAGAAGUUAGAUCGUGUAUUCUACCAAGGUCAUAGGAGAACAUCUUAUGGUACUCGAUCCCAAGCUGGUUCCUUCCUCUUCUCUCUGUUACCAUGGCUACGGAGCUUUGUCUCCGUUCAGUGACAGUUACCGGAACCCACUAAUGAAGAUGUAUAGCCAUCAUAAUUUAGGUUCUCCAAAGCAGGCAACAGUUUGCCCUGACCCUUUAAACCUUGUGCCUUUACCACGUUCCAUCCAUUCAUUUCCAGUGAACUUAUCUCCUCCGUGCGAUAUGGACAUGCCUUUUGAUCUUUCCAAACAUAAAAACAGAGUUCCCGCCGAAGAUCGACCUGAAUUUCGCUCUAGAGUACAGGAAGACGACGAGCCACUCGACCUUCGGGUCUCGCACAAAAAGAUGCCUCGUCUAGAGGACCAUACUCCACACAAGCCACACAUUUAUGACCAUACAAAUAGCCAAUUUACGUCAAAGAACAGGCCAGGAACCCACAAGGACGAUGCUUCGUCCUCAGGACUCCAAAUGAUAUACCCUCGCCCUCUCCACCCACUGUUUCUGGAAUCGAUGUACAGAAUCGAACAAGACAAGCCGGCUUUCCCAAUUUUUGGGCCCCCUGAACAAGUGACGACUUCCUUAGACUCUAGACACCGUUUUUUAGGCGGUUUUUAUAAUAACCGAUCCUCGUCUUUUAACUUUGUACAGGCGCAGAUUGAAAAACUUGGAAAACCGAUACACAACAUCUUAACCCCAAAUUUCAGUAAAUCCAAGGAAAGAUAUUCUUGCAAGUUUUGCGGUAAAGUGUUCCCCCGCUCUGCCAAUCUCACCCGACAUCUUAGAACCCACACAGGAGAACAACCAUACAAAUGUAAAUAUUGCGAAAGAUCGUUUAGUAUUUCUUCCAACCUUCAACGCCAUGUCCGAAACAUCCACAACAAAGAGAAGCCGUUCAAAUGCUCGCUGUGUGAUCGUAGCUUUGGUCAACAGACUAACCUGGAUCGACAUUUGAAGAAACACGAGUCAGAUGGACCGACUAUUCUCGACGACUCUCCGAAACAAGUCGAAGUCAGAGAUGGGACAGAGACAUAUUUUGAUGAGAUUCGGAAUUUUAUCGGCAAAGUUACCGAUUCUCUGCCCACCGAUGCUCAGAAACCUUUUAACUCUGCCUUGGACUCUAAUUUUCCUAUCACUGACCAACUUGAGAGGAGACAAUUACUAACUUCAAGCAAAAAGUCUCCUCAGCAGAAGAUACCAGUUAUUCAAAAUUAUGAUGAUAAUAAUCAAGACAGUUCAAAGUAUGAAAUCCCCACAGAAGAAGAUGAUUAUAGUAAGCCUGCUUCAAAUGGAAAAUUAUCUGAAUACGAAUCUAACUCUGAUGUAAACAGUGAUAUGUCCUCAAGAAAUGCUACGAGUAUCUUCGAAACUGACUGUCAUACUGUACAUGGACAAGGUGUAUCUGUUUCCCAUGCAAUUGAAGAACCUUCCCAGAAUGGUGGCAGUUGUGAAGAGGAAACACAUAUAGAACAUGUUAAUGGUGAUGACAAGGAUUGACAUUGCUCAAGCCCUAAAUAACCUUCCCUGCUCAUCUGUCUGGUAGCCAUAAAGACUAGUCAGAAAAACACAUCAGUUUGCUCGAAGAAUCUAACCAACAGAAAGUUAUUUUACCGUUUUCUGUUCAAAUGUGGCAUUUAAAAAAGAAUAACAUUGGUAGCAGCUUUAACCUAGAAUUCUAGUCAAAUCUACUUCGAACGACACACACACAUAUGCAUGAAAAUAUUAAAAACGAGAACUGAUUAAAAAUUUGACACAAUUAAAUUAUCUUUAUAGCUCAAUGAAAUAAAUGUAAGAUAAAUAUCUAGGGGUACUAUCAGGACUUACUCCUAGUGACAACAUUGUUAACUUCGUAUACGCUGAUUAUAUAAUAAGUGAUUUUUUUAGAACUGUAACAAAAACCAACAACAGCAACAAACAAUCAAAUUACAAAUAUCCAUUCUUUUAGUGACAAACUUGUGUAAUUCUGAACCUUUCCGAGCCCAAGUCAUGUGCAGAUUCAAUUUAUUGCAACAUACGAAUACGUACGUUACGAAAAUAUCUGCGUCACUAAAAUUACUCUUAAAGACUCUUGUUGGCACACAACUAAUUUUCCUUCCAUCCUAAGUGUAAACAAUAAACAAUUAUUGACUGUUUACGAGGGCAACAAAUGGGCUGUUGCUUGAGAAAUCAGUCAAUACUUGUUUGAUUCUGCCCUUCAUCUCUUCUACUUUCAGUUUUAUUAAAAUCUGAUUAACUAACGCUAUUACAUUUAAUAUUUAGACAACAUCACCGGGCCUACAUGAAAGCCUUAGAGUUUAACAUUUCAUUGAAGAUUUUCAUCUCAUUUAAAGAAUCAAUAAUACAUACUUAAAAUUUGUAAAUUAUUUAAUUUUGAAAAUAUAACAGCCCAUUAUCAUGUGAUCAUAACAAUAAAUGUAUAAAGUAUACACCUGUCAAAUAUCAGCGCAAAGUUUGCUAUUGAAUGCUGGCGAUAUUUUUGAAUUUGUUUAUAAAUUAGGCUUAAAUGAAUCACUGUGUUGCAAAAAUUGUCGUCUGCAAAGUUCUGCUACGACGCUGCAUACAUGGCGACGGCCUUAACAACCGAAAAACACUGAUGCCCAGCUUUCAAAGCAACAUUGAAAAAUGUUUCAGCCAAUCACGGCAAAAAAUUCAUGCUUGGGUACAAUAAUAACACGUGUUCAACUAAAGUUCUUCUUUUCUUGUCUCUGAAAUAGUUUUUUUUACUGGAAAUCUCUAUCUAAUGUUUAAUAUAUAUGAUUCGCGUGCUUACAGAUAGAAUAUCAGUAAUGGGCUGUAAUAAUUCCAACCACAGUUGAAUUACCAAUGAAAAUGAAAACAUUUCGACGAAAAGAGUAGAUUUGAUUUAUUUAUUGUUCUAUUGUUAUCACAUGUUAGUGUUUAGUUAAUAAAACAUUUCUUUCACAAUGAACAGAGAACGGUUGUUUCAGAAAUUUUCUAACCUCGGAUAUCAGAGGAGUAGAGUGCGGUGCUACCUGAGACAGUUAUCGGUCACAGACUUCCAUAGAUCAGAUCAGGAAAGACAAUCUUUAUAAACAAGGUCCUUGUUCAUCGUCCAUACUGAGAGCAGACCAUGACUUAAUUUAAUUCGAACAUGACUAUUAAUGUCUUUAAUUUGUGUUAAAACAAAAGACAUGUAUUCGGGUGAAAACCUGUUUGUUUUCAAGCACUAAGACACACCUUACAUUGAAAAUUUGUUUUUCUUUAGGAACCAAAACACAUCUUAGGUUGGUAAUGUGUUUGUGUUAAGGUACACCCAAAAGUGUCUUAAGGACGAUAAUCUGUUUUAAGUGUUAUGAUGUAACCUUAGGUGGUGAUCUAUUUGUGCUAAGAUAUUAUGAUGUCUCUUCAGGUGGUGAUCUAUUUGUAUUAAGGUACUAUGAUGUACCUUCAUAUGGUGAUCUAUUUGUGUAUGGUGAUCUAUUUGUGUUGAUGUAUCUUUAGGUGGUGAUCUGUCUGUAAAAUUAUACAAGAAAUCUUUCACUGGAUGAUUUUCUAUAGUAAUGAAAGCUAAAGAGGGUAAUCAGAAUAAAUCAGUUCGGUAGUACAAAAUAUAGCCUGAAAUUCUAAGAGAACAAGGCUGAGUUUUGUAGAAUAUUUUUGCUAAUCAUAUGUUAUUUUUAAACUUAAGAAAACUUGAA
This is a messenger RNA of Limulus polyphemus (Atlantic horseshoe crab), 3824 nucleotides long. Its product is annotated as MDS1 and EVI1 complex locus protein EVI1-like. Gene Ontology annotation, cellular component: nucleus. The transcript has 2 exons. Gene Ontology annotation, molecular function: DNA-binding transcription activator activity, RNA polymerase II-specific; RNA polymerase II cis-regulatory region sequence-specific DNA binding. Gene Ontology annotation, biological process: regulation of transcription by RNA polymerase II. The record is from RefSeq and is a predicted model, not a curated record. NCBI's taxonomy places the organism in Eukaryota, Metazoa, Arthropoda, Merostomata, Xiphosura, Limulidae. Bases 166 to 1662 code for a protein of 498 amino acids.